This is a messenger RNA of Adineta ricciae, 876 nucleotides long. The record is from the annotation of a GenBank genome assembly. NCBI's taxonomy places the organism in Eukaryota, Metazoa, Rotifera, Eurotatoria, Adinetida, Adinetidae.
AUGAACACUUCGGAUAGAUUUAUUAUAACGCACAGUAUCAACUUCUGCUCGUGUUAUUCUCCACAGAAUCUGUUGAAUCAAUACACAAAUGUCACUCCAAUUGCAAUCUCACAUCCAUUUGCUCGUUAUGUAUUGUAUAAUCCGUAUGAUAAUACACUAAUUGUACUUGGAGAUAAUCUAAUUGGUCAAUAUUACGUAUCGAAUUUAACUCGAUUUCGAACUUUAUCAGUAACUAUUACACCUUUAGCUGCUGUAGUUGAUUCGAACAGUAUUUAUGUAGCAUUUGGUGACAACAUGAGCGUGAGCAAAUAUGAUAUGAAGCUAACGUUCAAUCGUUCAGUAUCUAUACCAACAACAUCAUCCUCUAGUUUCUGCUAUGGCCUGGCUCUAUGGAAAAAUGGCUUAUUUGUUACUGAUGAUCAGAAGAACUUGAUUUGGUUCAUUGAUUCAACUACAAUGAACAUAUCAUUGUACCUAAAAUUGACAAAUUACAGCAUCGAGCCAUUUAGCAUUGUUGUUUAUAAUAAUGUUCUUUAUAUUUCGCAGUUGUCAUCUGCAGUAAUCUAUGUUUAUGAUCUAGUUUCUAAAUCAAUGCGCAGUUUAACAUUUCCUAAUUCAACUGCACUGUAUCGUUUAGGUAUGGAUCCAUACUGUAACCGAAUUUGGUUUGGUACGCAAUCCACAACAUUUAGCUCAGUGCCAGUGAUUGAUCUUGCAUCGCAUGAACCAGCUGUUUAUUACGCAAGAGGUGCUUUAACGACUGGGCCAACUUACAAAAUUGAAUUUGAUUCGAAUUAUGCAAUGUAUACUGUGGCAGUGCAUGGAAACUAUUUUUACAAAUACCCGAUGUCCGCAAUAUUCUGUGAUAAGAACUAA